GGCGCGCCGUCGGGGCGGGCGGGCGCCGCCGCCUCCCCGGCACCGCCGCCUCCCCGGCACCGCGCACCGCGCCGAGCACCGCCGCCUCCCCGGCACCGCGCCGGACACCGAGAGCCGCUGGCCGCGCUGCCGCCGCCGCUCACCAUGGCCGUCGCCUACCUGCUGGGCAACGGCUCGGCGCCGCUCCUGGCCGGCGCCCUGGAGGUGCCCUUCGCCGCCAACGCCUCCACCGCCUGCCGCCCCGCCGCGCCGCCCUGCGCGGCCGCGCCGCCGGGCGCCUGGGGCAACGCCUCGGCGGCGGGCUGGAACCGCUCCGAGCCCUGCGGCGGCGCCAACGGCAGCGCGGGCGGCGGCGGGCCCUGCGCGCCCGCGGGAGGCGGCCCCUCCGUGGUCACGGCCAUCGCUAUCAUGGCCCUCUACUCCGUGGUGUGCGUCGUGGGGCUCUUCGGCAACUUCUUGGUCAUGUAUGUCAUCGUCAGGUACACGAAAAUGAAGACUGCCACCAAUAUCUAUAUUUUCAAUCUUGCACUGGCAGAUGCCCUAGCAACAAGUACUCUGCCAUUCCAGAGUGUGAAUUACUUGAUGGGAACAUGGCCGUUUGGUACCAUCCUUUGUAAGAUUGUAAUAUCCAUAGACUACUACAAUAUGUUCACCAGUAUCUUUACACUCUGCACCAUGAGUGUGGAUCGCUAUGUAGCUGUUUGCCACCCAGUUAAGGCCCUUGAUUUCCGUACCCCCAGAAAUGCUAAAAUUGUCAAUGUCUGCAACUGGAUUCUUUCUUCUGCCAUUGGCCUGCCAGUUAUGUUCAUGGCAACUACUAAAUACAGGCAUGGCUCUAUUGACUGCACACUUACGUUCUCCCACCCUGCGUGGUACUGGGAGAACCUCCUGAAAAUCUGUGUGUUCAUCUUUGCCUUCAUCAUGCCAGUCCUGAUCAUUACAGUGUGCUAUGGGCUGAUGAUUUUACGCCUGAAGAGCGUUCGCAUGUUAUCUGGCUCCAAAGAGAAGGACAGGAACCUGCGGAGAAUCACAAGGAUGGUUCUUGUAGUGGUGGCAGUGUUUAUUGUCUGCUGGACUCCCAUCCAUAUUUAUGUCAUCAUUAAAGCCCUGGUCAACAUCCCAGAAACUACCUUCCAGACUGUCUCCUGGCACUUCUGUAUUGCUCUAGGGUAUACAAAUAGCUGCCUUAAUCCAGUCCUUUAUGCAUUUCUAGACGAGAAUUUCAAAAGGUGUUUCAGAGAGUUCUGCAUCCCCACUUCCUCAACCAUUGAGCAGCAAAACUCCACCCGAGUCCGACAAAACACUCGUGACCAUGCUUCCACUGCCAACACUGUGGACAGGACUAACCAUCAGUUGGAACUUCAAGAAGCUGAAACUACUCCACUGCCGUGACAGGGUCUCCUGCCGCAUGGCUCUCAAAGCAAUUGCACACCGGUGCCAUGGUGUGUCUGGGCAGUAUACUAUGGGAAGGUGUAGGAUACACCUUCCCUCAAAAAAAUACCACAGAGGAAAGUGCCUGCUUUUCCAGUCUGUCAAAAAUUGCUUCUGCAGCACUUCUACUUUGCGCAUAAAACAGAAGCAUGAAACUUAACAGCAAGCAGAGCCAAGAGUUACGGGGGCUUGCCAAGCUCCAGUGUUAACAGUCAUGUUUACCAGGAAUAUAUACAUUAGUCUUAAACAAAGCUACUGUACCUGUAACAAUCUGACAUGCUCUUGACAAGUUACAGUGGUGUUAAACAGGUUGGAAACAAAAAUUCAAAGGCUAGACAACUAUAGUUUGAAAACUGAAGGUGAGCUUUUAAUGGUGGAAAAUAAUGGGAAAUGAAGUUGUAAUAGUAUUGGUUACUCAAUUUACUCUUAAGAUUUAUUUGUAGAGGUGUUUUCUGUGCAGGUUAUUUGUGUACUGAAGUCUCACAAGAUCAUCUAGAACAAUACAUUUGCAGUUCAAGAGGUCUUCUCUUACAAGGAUUUCAUGUUUCACAGUUUCAAAGGGAAAAUAUAAUUUCAGUGUUCACUUAGCAAACAAAACUCCAAGCUUCACCUUCUUCUUCUGUUUCUCACAUAAAAAAUAGACUUUAAAACCAAAACAAUGAGCUACAACUUCUUCUAAAAGAGAUGAGUAAAUGAAAGUAUCCCAUGUUGUACUGAUUGUCAAAUGAUCCCCAAAACAGCAUAGACUUUAUUAACAUAAAUUCCUAUGUGAACAGAAAUCUAGCUGUAAGCCUGUCAGAACUAGCACAGGCUGAUGAUGUCUUCUCUUUCAAGUAUUUCAAGUAGUUUCUCAAAUUUCAGCUGCCCUAUCAGCAACAUUUUGAAUCUCUAUGUGAAGUGCUUGGAGCAGUUAAUGCAUUAGACCUUUUUUAAUAAUAAUAAUUAAAAAAAAAAAAAAAAAAAAGAGUUACAUUUUGCUAGACAUCUAUUUUUUCUUAACCAAACCUAUAACACAUUUGCUUUUCUAACUAAUGUGAUACAGUCUGCAUCUCCAUUUUGUAUUAGCUGCUAAACACAUUAAGAUUUAUGACAGAAACAUUGUACUGAAGUAAAUACCACCUUAGCUGUUUUCUAGUAUGAAAAAUAGAAAUAUCCAUGUAGAUAAUUUGUGGUGCAAUGGUAUUUUCUAGCCAUUGUUUGUUACUUGCUUUGUAAAUAAAUCAUCAGUAGUUAACCAGAGGCAAACGUACUUUGAUGAAUUUGAAUAUAUUCUAAAAUACAACUCUAUGGAGCAGGGGGGUUUUUGGCUUUUCUAUUUCUGCAGCCAAAUGUAUUUCUUAUUUUCAUUGUUAAAAUCUAUGUAACAAUAUGCUUUUAAUGUGAAAUUGUUUGGUUUUGCCAUGGACUGCAUAAUAAAGAUUGAAGGCCAAAUCCUUGCAAGUUGUAAAUUAAAGUAAUAUUUGAGUUUAAUCACUGUGUUGAAGCCAAAUAUGUAGCCCUAUAUAUUAGCAGAUAUGAAUCUAGAUAUAGCAGAAGUGCCUUAUUUUUUUUUUCCUUUUCUGUUGAAAAUUCCACUGUGCUGUCAUAGGGUUUUAAUAUUUAAUUUUGUAUUAGUUUAGCAGUAUCUCCUCGUAGUCAUCAUUAAAGUUUAAACCAGAGUCAUCACCA
Tyto alba (common barn owl) is the source of this 3099-nucleotide messenger RNA. It is a transcript of the gene OPRM1, whose product is annotated as opioid receptor mu 1. Bases 145 to 1392 code for a protein of 415 amino acids. Lineage: Eukaryota; Metazoa; Chordata; Aves; Strigiformes; Tytonidae. The record is from RefSeq and is a predicted model, not a curated record. Gene Ontology annotation, cellular component: neuron projection; membrane. Gene Ontology annotation, biological process: G protein-coupled opioid receptor signaling pathway; sensory perception of pain; neuropeptide signaling pathway. The transcript is spliced from 4 exons. Gene Ontology annotation, molecular function: G-protein alpha-subunit binding; neuropeptide binding; G-protein beta-subunit binding.